AACUCGAAUAAAUGCAAUUUAAUAAUUGUAAUAAGCAAGAUCAUUUUUUCAUUGAUGCACUAUCUUCGACAGUUAAAUAUUGCCGCCAUUACUAUUUAUAUAGCUGCGUAAACAGAUGUCUGCUCAUAAAAUAACAUCAGAAAUAUUUACUGAAAAUGAUAAGAAUUCAAAAGAACUCAGUAGCGAUAGUACAGUUACUCAAUUUAUCUUUAAAUGCCCAUCUUAUAUGAUAAAAUUAAAAUCAAAUAUAAGAGCAAUAAAGUAUGACCAAGAUGACGAUCUGGAUAUAGACAGGAAUGUAGAAAAUAUUUUAUAUAUAGAACACAAUGUAUCUACAGAAUUGCGAAUGGUAGGCUUGCAAGUAUGGCGAGGUGCCCUUUUACUAGCCGAUUAUAUUUUAUCCAACCCUGAUUUAUUUAAAGGAAAAAUAAUUAUGGAGUUAGGAUCCGGUGUCGGUUUAACUAGCAUUGUUGCUAGCUUUCUAGCAAAAGAAAUAAUUUGUACAGAUAUUAAUUUAGGUGAAAUAUUAAACGUAGUUAAGCGAAAUUUCAUAAGAAAUAUAUCUUAUGUGAAAUGUAAAUUCCAUAUAGAAGAAUUAAAUUUCUUAAAUUUAAAAUGGUCUCAAAGUUUAGAAGAAAAAAUUGAUGUGACGGAUAUUAUCAUAGCUGCGGAUGUGAUUUAUGAUGAUGUUAUAACGGAUGGAUUUGUUACCACAUUAGACAAAAUCUUAAAAAAGAAAGAUUCAAAAAUAGCUUACAUAGCAUUGGAAAAAAGGUAUGUUUUCACUGUUGCUAAUAUGGACACUGUUGCUCCAAUGUAUGAAGAAUUUCUACGUUGUAUUAGAAGACGAAAUCUUAACUGGAACAUAGAAUAUGUGAAAAUAGAUUUUCCACGAUUUUUUAAAUACGACAGAGUAAAACAUAUGAUUUUAAUGAAAAUAGAAAAUAAUGAUAAGUAAAUAUAUAGUAUACAAAAUAUUAAAUUAUUUAAUUUGGACUAUAAAUCCUUACAAAUUGAUUUAAUAAAUGUACCUAGUUAAGAAUCAAAGGAUUGAUAAUUAUUCAUAGAAGAAAUAUUUUUAUUUGUCAGAGUUAUCUGAACAAGAUCAUUAUGAUUUGCCUGUAGAUGUUUCUUCACGAAGCAAUUCCAUUUCUUUUCAUAUUACUUUACCUAAAAAAUAAAUAUAAUUUUUUAUUAUUUUAUUCAUAUAUAUGUAUAUAUAUGUAUAUAUUGUAAAAAUGAUUUAUCUUCAUUGACAUCGUCAUCAUAAUAAAUCACAGCAAUUUCGGUACUCUACUUGUUUGUAAACAAGUCUAUAAUAUUAUCUAAUAGUACAGUUAGUUUCUAUCAUUUCAAUGGUUAGAAAAAAAAGUAUUUACAACUGUACAAUUCUCUGUACUCCAUUAUAAUUCCAAGUAUGGGUAUAAUUAGAAUUAAUUUUACUAUUUAUUUCUUCUUUUUAUUAGUGGAUAUAUAAUGAUUUCUUACACAUCAUUUUUAAUAUAUCCAAUUGUAUUGUGAUUGUGUAUAACUGGUAUUUUUCUUUAAACUAUGUAGUUUGGUGAAUAAAUGAAGACUGUUUCUUUGACAUUUAUCAAGUCUGCAGUAGGGUCGUUUUACAUUUCCAAAUAAACUUUUUCCAUUCGAAUACGGGAAGAGUUUUUAACUUAUUUUGUAGUAACAUCAAUAUUGUCAAUGUUACCAAAAUUACUUAAUUUCAUAUUAGCGCAGAUUUUCUUAAUUUUAUAAGAUUUAUAUCUUUUGGUGUUGAUUUCUCUAAAUAAUUUAUAUCAAUGAAUUAAUUUCUUUUAACAAACAUAUAUAACAUUUUAAAAUUACCUUUAAAGUUAUCACAUCCAUUGUCACUAUAAGAUAUAACAGAUAAAAUAGUUGUUAACAUACUAAAGGAUAUGGAUUACAGAAAUUUAAGGAUAAAUAAAAAAUUUUAUAUCGUGGAUUAUAACAUUCAUUUCCUUGGAUAAAUAUUAUUAUCAAAAGUUAAAAUUUGUGAUGACAACUGGUUCCUUCAGACAAUAAGAUAAAACCAAUUUCAUACAGUUUGUUUUUUAAAAUUUGCUUGUUUCAUAUAAUGUAUAUGAUGAGAGACGUAAUAAGAUACUAAAAACUUCUUUCCCUCUCUCUCUCUCUCUCUCUCUCUCUCUCUCUCAUUCUUUCUCUUAAUAACACAUCUUAUUGUAGUCUAAUACAAACUAUCGUUAGAGAAACUUUGAAAGUAUUUCAAUAUACUUUAAAUUCCAAACAAAAGUAAUAAUUACCACUUAUUUUUAUGUCCAUGUAUUUUAUUGUAAUUUUUCUUUUUUAUUUUUUUCUAUUUACAUCCUAGCAUAGAGACAAUAAUAUUAAUGGACAGUAGUUGUGAAGUCGUUCGAAGAAAACGAAGAUUCCAAAAUUUUUAACAAACAUUAAGAGCAAGUGUAUGAAUAACUAACAAAAACAAAUUGAAAGAAAUGAUAUUAUACGUAAAGGAAUGUAAACGUUUCUUCGAACAACUACGGGCAGUAAAAGUCAUAUAUUACACUCAAGUAAACAUUUUAUCAUGAUGCACUAGCUCUGAUUUACAAGCUUUUAUGAGAGAACAAUAUGACUUAUAAUAUAUAUUAUGGGAAACAAAAUAUACACAUAGAGAUUCCCAAAAUGGUCAACAAUUGUUACUCUCAUAUACAGACCUUGCUAGUUUGGUAAAGGCACUUUCAACCUAUGCAUUCCUUCUUUUAUAAAUUUAAAUUUACAAUUUAAGAUUUGUGUAAUCCAAAUAGAGCACAAAAGAUCAACUUUAAUUAAUUUAAUUCUAUCUUUCAUUCUGACGUUUUCAUCAAUAAAAUAAAUUUGUAUAAUUCAUCCAUGAUGGUAUAGAUGUUAAAAUAUUAAUAUGAUAAGUUAUAGGAUAAUUUAAAUUAACAUUCUAUAAAAUACAAAAUUACUAUACUGUAUAAAAAAAACAGCAUGUACAAA
Messenger RNA from Polistes canadensis, 2973 nucleotides. RefSeq names its product methyltransferase-like protein 22. Gene Ontology annotation, molecular function: protein methyltransferase activity. Gene Ontology annotation, cellular component: nucleus. Bases 116 to 958 code for a protein of 280 amino acids. The record is from RefSeq and is a predicted model, not a curated record. The transcript has 6 exons. NCBI's taxonomy places the organism in Eukaryota, Metazoa, Arthropoda, Insecta, Hymenoptera, Vespidae. Gene Ontology annotation, biological process: protein methylation.